AUGCUGAGAAUUCUUGAAUGGGACUCAUUUCCUUCUAAAUUUUUGCCAUCCAAAUUCUCUGCUGAAAAUCUUGUCACGCUUAGUUUGACACACAGCAAGAUUGAACAGCUUUGGGAAGGUGAUGAACUUAACGUGGUACGUUAUGUACUUGUUUCUUAA
Molecule: messenger RNA, 159 nt
Organism: Linum tenue
Lineage: Eukaryota; Viridiplantae; Streptophyta; Magnoliopsida; Malpighiales; Linaceae
Source: the annotation of a GenBank genome assembly